UGGGAGUCCCCUGACAGAUGCAGGCUUGGCCCUCCUCAACCCUGCUCUCUCCAUCCACCCCUCGCUGGUGGCUCUGGAUCUAGGAGACUGCAUGCUGGGUGAUGAAGGCAUCAACCUUAUCUGUGGGCUUCUGCCGCCUGACGGGGCCAAGUCCGGCCUCAAAGAGCUAACACUGAGCGCCAACCCAGGUGUCACAAGCAAAGGCUGGGGACGCCUGGCCAUUGCCGUGGCUCACAGCUCACAGCUCCGCGUGCUGAACCUGGACUACAACCCGCUAGGUGACCAGGUAGCAGGGAUGCUCGCCGUCGCUGUGGCCUCCAGUCGAACUCUCGAAGUUCUGGACUUGGAGGGAACAGGACUUACCAACCAGUCUGCCCUGACCUUGCUGGACAUGGUAGAGAAUUACCCCACAGCCCUACGGACGCUCAUCCUCGCGGAGAACAACAUUAGUCCUGAGCUGCAGCAGCAGAUCUCUGACCUGCUCUCAGAGGGUGAGGAAGAGGAGGAGAUGGAAGCUCGUGAAGUCACAGCCAGGGAGAAGAGCCCCUGGAUCUGCCAGAACAGUAAGACCUCUGGGACCUGG
Molecule: messenger RNA, 583 nt
Organism: Apaloderma vittatum (bar-tailed trogon)
Lineage: Eukaryota; Metazoa; Chordata; Aves; Trogoniformes; Trogonidae
Gene: LRRC73
Product: leucine rich repeat containing 73
Exons: 4
Molecular function (GO): protein binding
Source: RefSeq, a predicted model, not a curated record